UCAAGUAGUUCUCGCAUAGACUCGCGUCACCGCAUACACCAGGAACAUGUCAUCUGCCGCUCGACGUUUAUACAAAGUUCUUGUUACCCAUCCCGAGGUGCCGCUGCCAGCUCUGGAAUACCUACGUCAAAAAGGUUGUCAGACCAUAGUAUGUGAAAAUGUUCCACCAGUGCGUUCGGAUAUUUUGCAAAAGGUGCUCGGAGUUGAUGCCAUUUUUUGGGCUUGCUAUCAGCCUUUAAAUGCAGAGAUUUUGGACGCUGCCGGUAAUCAGCUGAAGGCAGUCACCACCAUGUCAUCGGGCAUAGAUUAUGUUGACGUGGGGGAAUUUAAAAGGCGUCAAAUGCCUUUGGGUCACACACCGGGAGUGGUGAAGAAUGGAGUUGCAGAUUUGGCCAUUGGUUUAAUGAUUGCUGCAGGACGUUUCUUUCAUGCCGGCCGGCAAGAGAUCGAAAGCUCCCAAUGGAAAACUGAACGCAUUGAUUGGCUUAUGGGACAAGAGAUUCGAGAUUCCACUAUUGGAUUCUUGGGAUUUGGAGGCAUAGGCCAGGCAAUAGCGAAGCGUCUACAAUGUUGGGAUGUGCGACAGAUUAUCUAUCACACACGAAAUCGUAAAGAAAAUGAUGGAGAAUUUGCAGCUAAACAUGUAACAUUUGAUGAAUUGCUGAGGGAAAGUGAUUUUCUGGUAGUUGCUUGUCCUUUAACUCCAGAAACCAAAGGGAAAUUUGAUGGCGGGGCUUUUGGUAAAAUGAAAAAUAAUUGCGUCUUCGUUAAUGUGGGAAGAGGAGGCAUUGUGGAUCAAGAGGCUUUAUGCCAGGCCUUGAAGUGCGGGCAAAUAUUUUCAGCUGGACUGGAUGUUAUGACCCCAGAACCACUGCCAGCUGAUCAUCCUCUGCUGAAAUUGCCAAAUUGCGUUAUUAUACCUCACCUGGGUACACAGACUAUAAAAACUACCAACGAAAUGGCCAUGGUGGCUGCCAAUAACAUCAUUAAUGCUCUUGAGGGACAACCCAUGGUAUCUCCCGCAUAUUAAAUGAAAUUUUGUAUAAGAAAAUGUUUUUUCUAUAAUAAAUGAAACGUCUGUUUUUUUUUACCAACUCAA
Messenger RNA from Stomoxys calcitrans (stable fly), 1099 nucleotides. Its product is annotated as glyoxylate reductase/hydroxypyruvate reductase. Gene Ontology annotation, molecular function: hydroxypyruvate reductase [NAD(P)H] activity; hydroxypyruvate reductase (NADH) activity; NAD binding. The record is from RefSeq and is a predicted model, not a curated record. NCBI's taxonomy places the organism in Eukaryota, Metazoa, Arthropoda, Insecta, Diptera, Muscidae. The transcript is spliced from 4 exons. Gene Ontology annotation, cellular component: cytosol. Bases 47 to 1030 code for a protein of 327 amino acids.